UAGUAGGGUUCCACACAGGGUAAACCCCACUCCUUCCCAGGACCUGGCCCAAGCGCACGUGCCCACGUGCCUCCCUUGCGCCAGUUUUGGCCCCGCCCUUCCGCUCAGAGGUCCGGCCGCUCGGCCUCGCCUCUUCCGAGGGCGGGGCGUAGAUCGGCCGUGACGUCACUGCCGGCCGGGCGCCAUCUUGCUGGUCUGCGGCCGGUCUUGGAUGUGGCGGCAGCAGUGGUGAGGGCGUGGGGAAGGGUGGGGUGAGGGGGCGAGGCCGCGGUGCGGGCGGCGAAACUCUCCUCCCCUCAGCCCCACCGCGUGGGACGGCGUGAACGCGGUGUCGGAGGGAUGUCAGCCUUCUCUGAGGCGGCGCUGGAGAAGAAGCUGUCGGAGUUGAGCAACUCGCAGCAGAGCGUGCAGACCUUGUCCCUGUGGCUCAUCCACCACCGCAAGCACUCCCGGCCCAUCGUCACCGUGUGGGAGCGGGAGCUGCGUAAAGCCAAACCAAACAGGAAGCUUACUUUUCUCUACCUAGCCAAUGAUGUCAUUCAGAACAGCAAAAGGAAGGGGCCGGAGUUUACAAAAGAUUUUGCACCAGUUAUAGUGGAGGCUUUCAAACAUGUUUCAAGUGAGACUGAUGAAAGUUGUAAGAAGCACCUUGGAAGGGUAUUAUCUAUUUGGGAAGAAAGGUCUGUUUAUGAGAAUGAUGUAUUAGAACAACUUAAGCAAGCCCUGUAUGGCGAUAAGAAGCCUAGGAAGCGAACUUAUGAACAGAUAAAGGUGGAUGAAAAUGAAAACUGUUCCUCUCUGGGAUCUCCGAGUGAACCACCACAGACUCUAGAUCUUGUUAGAGCAUUACAAGAUCUAGAGAAUGCAGCUUCAGGUGAUGCAGCAGUUCAUCAGAGGAUAGCGUCUUUGCCUGUUGAAGUCCAAGAAGUAUCCCUACUAGAUAAAAUAACAGAUAAAGAAUCUGGAGAAAGGCUCUCUAAAAUGGUAGAGGAUGCUUGUAUGUUGCUGGCAGAUUACAAUGGCAGAUUGGCGGCUGAAAUAGAUGAUAGGAAGCAGCUAACUCGAAUGUUAGCAGAUUUUCUUCGUUGUCAAAAGGAAGCCCUUGCAGAGAAAGAGCAUAAAUUGGAAGAAUACAAGCGCAAGUUAGCCAGAGUUUCCCUGGUGCGCAAAGAACUCAGGUCCCGGAUCCAGAGCCUGCCAGACUUAUCCCGAUUACCCAACGUCACUGGAAGCCACAUGCACCUGCCCUUUGCAGGGGACAUCUACAGUGAAGACUGAUGACCAGUCUCUUUCCAGGUCCCAGGACUUUGCAAGAGAUGGAGACAGGUUAGGUGGACAGUCCUGUAGCAUUAUUUUUGUAUAUGGUUGAGAGAAUGACUAACGAAAGAAGUGACAAGUAAUUUAUAAAAUUGUUUAAAAUGUUGGUUUGUUUACUAUUUUAUUGGUAAGUUAACAUGACUUAGUUUAAACAAAGUGAUGAUCUCUGUGUAUUAAUAGGUUCACAAAUAGUGAUUAUUUUCAAAAGAUCUUUUUGUAAAUUUUUUUGAUCCAGGGCCUUGUGAGAAAUUCCAUGUUUCUAUUUCUUCGUGUAUUUUGAAGUAUUUUUCUUUAUUUUCUUCAGUAUCUAAUCACUGUAUAGUAUGUAAUUCCUAAGGAUGAGAACUAAUCAGGAGUUGUUAGAGACUUUAUUAUGGUAUAGUUAGGACUUGAUUGUAGAAGGGACUAAAUGUUCCAACUUAAACUUCACCCUUCUCCCUGACCAAAAUAGCAGUUCUGUGCCUCUUAAUGCCUUUGAUUCCUUAUUCCCUAGAGGUCAGGAAUUUAACACUAAACUGAGGGUCAGAUCAAAGCUUAGAGAACUUUUCCACAAUAAUACUGUCGGGGUUCCAUUCCAGCUGCCAGUGUAGAAUAAAAGGAGUAUUAAAUAAGGACCCCCUUGAUUAAACUAUUUAGAAUUAUUUGAGUAAGUUAAUAUGAAAAUGCUUUGGAAAUGUUGUAAAGUUUGGCCUUCUACCAAGAGGACAACUUUGAUUCUGGAACUGAUUGCUAUUUUCAAAUCAGUCUCCUUUUAACAUAAUUGAUCCCUUUAACAUAAAGCCAUCUACGGGAUUAAAAGAAACGUAAAAUAAUGAUACUUUUAUUAUUUGCUUAGCCGUUUAACUUUAAAAACAAUAGUAUUUUUAGCUCUAAUAUCUCAACACAAUAUUCCUUACAGUUCAGUAAAAUAGCCUGGAACAUUUUUAAUGUUUCCUUAAGGUUUUUGAAUGACUGUAUAUUUGGAAACUAAGCAGUGCUACACUACAGGGUAGAUCUGGCAAAUAUUAUAUUUGUAUAUUUAGAAUUACCAAAACAAAUGUACUUUUACCUUUUAUUUCUAACCCUGUGUGUUAGAGCAGUUGCAUGCUCUCCUGCUUUCUUUUUAAAUCACAUUGUAAAGCUGUGGAUUUAUACUCAAUAAUGACUUAGGAUAGACAUUUUUUUAAUCAUUACAUAUUAGACAUUUUUCUUUUCCUUGUAAGCAGAUUCAAAUUAGAUAGUCAAUAAAACAUCUUUUAAGUCCCACAAGCCAAUUAUGUCUCUCUAGUCUGAAUGGCUUCACUCUUUUUUUUUCUCAAUAUUAGAAAUUAUAGCUAAAAUGAAUUUAUAUGUGAAGGAGAAGGCAAGUAUUUAUUUUCGGUAGCCAAAAGUUCUGGAAACAGUGCUUUUAACAGUUUGACCUCUGUCCAGAACAUAGACACAUAUUAGUAGUCCCCAUCCAUAUAUGACUUAUAUUCCAAAGUCUUUUAGUCAACUUUUGGGACUCUGGGCACAUUUUCUCACAGAAAGAACAGUAGUUAGGUUUCCUAUAAACAUGACCACACAAAGGUCACCAGGGAACCUAAUCCAUUAACCAUGAAUGUACUUAACUUGUAAUGUGGUUGACAGAUUACUGACAGAUCCUGAUCAGCAUUUGUAACAUCACUCUAACUAAAGAAAUGGUGUGCAGCAGCCAGACUCACACAUUGUGGUGUCUGUCUGUCUGUUUUGUGUACCUCUGUCCCUAGGUGUAGAUGAUAUAAAAAGAAGAUUCAGCAUGGGAGUGGUGGGGUAACAAAUACAGUUAUAAAAACCUAGUUAUACCUGUUCUAAAAGUAUACCAUGUAAGUUUUUGUUGUUAAAGUGAAAGCAAAAACUUGUAUAUUAAUUUAUUUUCAGCGUCUUCACCUUAUUUAUGACCUGCUAAAGUGGUGGUUUAUCCAUUCAAAAUAUAUUUUUUUUUCCAUUUAAAACUAAUUUAUAAACUAUGUACUCCUGGGAAGAUUUGAAUUCUUUGAAGUUUGUUGGAAUAUUUUCACCGUUUAAGACAGACUUCUGACUUAGAUACUGAUUUUAAUGCCAGUAUCUGUUCUAAAUAUUUAUGAUAAAAAUGCAUUAUUUUUUUAAAGAGCUCGAUGCAAUUUGUGAUAAGUGAUAGUACUCAACCUGAAUCCUGCCCCCAGUCCCACCCUUUGACCAAUCCUCCACAAACCUUUAGCUGUUGGUUAAUUCACUAACUGUAACCACAAAUGAUAAGGUCUGGUUUAGAAGUUAUCUUUUCAGCCUUACGUUAACAUGGUAAGCCUUAGCAGUGAAUGGUCUUCCUUUCUAAAAGGCCGACUUAGAUUUUCUCAAGAAAUUGGGUAAGGUGGGGGUACUAUAAUAGUAUAUUUGAAAUCAUGAGCGUUUUCUCCACUGUGUAUGAACAUGGGGCAAGUCAUGCAUCUUUGAGUGCAGUUUGGCCAGGCCCCUCAAGAGAAGUGUGUCCCCACACUUGCCGUAGGGGUACUGUGUGUGGUUUGAAUGGAUCCCAUCACUCUUUUCUCCACAAACAGUGCAGAGAGCUGUCUGGAGUGGCAGUUUGAACAGAUUCUCUGGAGUUCCCUCUGCUCCUUCCAUCACUACAGUAAGUAAAAGAACCACAUGAGGGAACCCAGCAGUCUGAGAAAACUCAGCUGUGCUCAGUAGCCAACCUCCCCCUCUAGGAAAACCAGUCCAGAUGCAGCUAUUUUGGUACCUCUUUUCACAUGCACUCUGAAUCAGGGCUUUUCUAUAAGAAUUCCUUCAGAAUCAGCAAAAGCUGGCAUGACCUGGUUAUCCUGAUUUGCAAAAUUAAAAGAACAAAACUAGGUUGUCGGUGGUCACUGUAGAUGAGCAUGUCAUCUAUUAUUAAGCUGGUUCUGAGAAAUCUUUAGAAAGAAAAAACUUAAAAGUACACAUCAAUUGGGAAAGUCAGAAUGCCCUUUCUGAAUUUUACAUUCUACAAAUUUGUAUUAUAUGAAAUAACAUAAAGCUACAAAACUGCUUUGUAUUCUAUUAAGAAAUAGCUCCUAAAGAUGUAGUCUUGUUUCAUAGUUGUUGCACUAUAUCAGAGCUUUUUAAAGUGUAAACCCAGUUCUUCUCUGUAUAGAAAGGGAGCAUUGUGUUAUGUACUGAAUUUAUUUAUGCAGAGCAUUUGUUGCCAUCUCUAAUUCCAGCCAUCCGCACAGGAGUCUGUUCUGAGGUGGCAGUAGCACAUGGGAACAUGAAGUUUCCCUGUUAAUUUACCCCUUUUUCUUUGGCUGUAUCUGAUGACAAUAUAAGAUGUUCUUAAUAAAGUUUUAUGUUGUUUUUGAAA
This is a messenger RNA of Hyaena hyaena (striped hyena), 4633 nucleotides long. RefSeq names its product regulation of nuclear pre-mRNA domain containing 1A (gene RPRD1A). Bases 340 to 1278 code for a protein of 312 amino acids. Gene Ontology annotation, molecular function: RNA polymerase II C-terminal domain binding. Gene Ontology annotation, biological process: mRNA 3'-end processing. The transcript is spliced from 7 exons. NCBI's taxonomy places the organism in Eukaryota, Metazoa, Chordata, Mammalia, Carnivora, Hyaenidae. Gene Ontology annotation, cellular component: RNA polymerase II, holoenzyme. The record is from RefSeq and is a predicted model, not a curated record.